Messenger RNA from Corticium candelabrum, 2535 nucleotides. Its product is annotated as TBC1 domain family member 5-like. Bases 88 to 2343 code for a protein of 751 amino acids. The transcript has 20 exons. The record is from RefSeq and is a predicted model, not a curated record. Gene Ontology annotation, molecular function: GTPase activator activity. Gene Ontology annotation, biological process: activation of GTPase activity. NCBI's taxonomy places the organism in Eukaryota, Metazoa, Porifera, Homoscleromorpha, Homosclerophorida, Plakinidae.
AAAUAAAUCGCGAAACCUCUAUCUGUCACUCAAUCACGUGACUACCACAGAAGAUCCCACCCACUUAACUAGUUAAAAUCAACUCAGAUGGCCGACUCAACCGAAACGAAUCGUCAAAAUCGACUUCUGACUCAACUGAGUCACCCGGAUAGCUCACUCGUCGUUCUCGGCGAUUCCCACUCCGUCCUUCCUUUCCUGCACUCACAACAGCCUGACAUCGAACCGGCAGCGGCGCAUCGACCGGAUGAAGAAUGGAGACGAAUGUUCAACUCGGAGCAUUACCUCGAUCAUGUCAAAGAGUUGGGCUUGAAAGGACGAUUACGGAGCGGCAUCGCGUUUAGAAGUGUCUGUUGGAAGAUAUUUCUUGGUGUACUUCCUGAACAGCGACGGGAGUGGAAGAGUAAGACGUUAGAAGAUAGACAACGAUACAGUAGAAUUAGAAAGAAGCAUGUUACAGAGCCAUUUGAGAAGAUGAAGGCUCAGGAUAAUUUGGUUGUCAAUAAUCCGUUGUCUCAGGAAACAGAAAGUCCUUGGAAUCAGUACUUCCAGGAUGACAAUUUGAGACGAGAAAUAAAGCAAGAUGUAGAUAGAACCUUUCCUGAAGUAGAGUUCUUUAAAGAUUCUAGAAUCAGAACAAUGCUUAUGGAUGUUCUCUUUUGCUAUGCCAAGGAACACAGUAAUCUUGCAUACAGACAGGGAGUUCAUGAGCUUCUAGCUCCAAUAAUUUUUGUCGUAGACUCAGACAAACGAGAUUCUUCAGACAACUUAGAUUCACAAUCAGAAAUAGAAGAAGAGAUGAACCUGAUUAUGGACUCUGAUAGUGUAGAAAGUGAUUCAUUUCUUCUACUAGAGGCACUGAUGGAGUCAUGUCACAUAUGGUAUAUACAGAAAGUGGAAAUUAGAGGCUUAGAAGGGAAGAAGAGGAAUGAUCAGCAGCUGUUUAUUGAUGAGGAACGAGCAGAACUCAUGUCGUCACCUCUUGCUAAGAAACUCGAUCGUAUACAAAACAAAGUGCUUCGAGAACACGAUCCCGUUCUACACUCACAUUUGGAGAGACUGGGCAUUGCACCACAAGUCUAUGGAAUUCGAUGGAUUCGGCUCUUGUUUGGUCGUGAGUUUCCACUAGAAGGUCUCCUAGUUGUGUGGGAUGCGAUAUUUGCCUACAGUCCGUCACUGAGUCUUGUUGACUACAUAUGUGUGGCAAUGCUGCAAUUUAUUAGGAACAUAUUGAUUGGUGAGGACUAUCCGACAUGUAUGCAGAUGUUGAUGCGUUUUCCAUCUGUUGGAGAUACUCACUAUUUGGUAGAGAGAGCACUGCAUCUACGAAAUCCUAAGAUCUACCCCGAACCUCCAUCGUGGCAAUAUCACAAAGUCGACACGUCGCCCAUACUUCCCAGAUCACCUCGUAAAGGAAAACGCUUCGAUGGCGUAGGAAAAGCCAUCACCUCCAAGGCAUCCAAAGUUGCAACUCCCGUUGCUGCUGUGGCUCGUCACCUUGUCCAUAAGCGUUCGCCUCAGCAGUCAAACACGAGACACAACACUGCUGACACACAAGACAAAUUGAUUGACCUGAGACAGGCAUAUGGUGUACAACAGACAUCACAUGUUAGAGGAGACAGAACGUCGGACCAUUCGACGUCUGCAGAUAGAAGCUCUGGGUCAGAGUUUCAUGACGGCAGCUUGCCUACUAGUAGUAGACGGUGGUCAUCGAGUGUAGACUUGAAUGAGUUGCAGAAAGAGUUGGAUAAGAAGGAGACGCUUUGCCUGCAUUGCAGUCACAAAAUGGAUACGUUUCUUGAUCAGCUUCAGGAUAACUUGCAUCAGGUGGAUUUGCCACACGAGCAGGAAGACAACGUGUUGUUGGCUCUUGCUGGUUUAAAACAGGUUCGAGAUUUAUUGAAAGGCACAUUGAAACUGAGCGGCACUGUAACAGAAAUGGACAUGGAGUCUCUCACAACGGCACGCCGAACACGUCCACAAAGCAUCGACCACAACCCAUUCGACGUCACACACGAUCCUUCCUCUCCAGACAAGAAAACACCAGAAGACAACACCACCUGGGAAGACUCCCCCCUAGCAUCAGACACAGUCGCUCCAACUCCACCAAUCACAUCACCCCUAAACAUGUCACCCCUCUCCGACCCACUCGGUGCUGCAUUUGCUAAUCCCCCAGUCACUUUGUCUGUACAACCGGACGAAGACAGUGGCGAGGUGUCGACCGAGUCUCCCGUCGUCUCGAGCGAUUCUGGCAGGAUUUCUCCCUUUGAACCGGUGGAGGAGGAACUAACACAGCCAGACACGACUGAGGAUGAGAACUACGUGCUUGUUGACAGAGAGAAUUAGUUUGGAAUGAUGACAUUGUGUAUGCACUAUGUUGCGAUUAUUGAGUGUCGAAUGAGGCACGGAUUCAUAGUAUUUUGUUACGUUGUGUAAUGCGUGGUUGUAUAGGUGAGAGACAUGAUGUUAUGGAUUUCUCGCUUGCAAAUCAUAUUAUGUAGUUUCUGGCUUCAGUGAAUGAAACUAGAUUUCUCGGAA